Exserohilum turcica Et28A is the source of this 1800-nucleotide messenger RNA. RefSeq lists its product as uncharacterized. Gene Ontology annotation, molecular function: oxidoreductase activity, acting on CH-OH group of donors; flavin adenine dinucleotide binding. Bases 1 to 1800 code for a protein of 599 amino acids. The transcript has a single exon. The record is from RefSeq and is a predicted model, not a curated record. NCBI's taxonomy places the organism in Eukaryota, Fungi, Ascomycota, Dothideomycetes, Pleosporales, Pleosporaceae.
AUGUCACGCUACCUCCUCUUUCUCAACCUAGCCCGGCUUCUCCUCGCCGCGUGUGCGCCAGAUUCAUUCGAUUAUGUCAUUGUUGGCGGAGGCCCAGCAGGUCUUGUUGUCGCGAACCGCUUGUCGACCAAUCCAAACACCACCGUUGCGGUGAUUGAGGCUGGAAGUUCCGUAUACGACAAUGCCAAUGUAACAUAUGUUCCAAAGUCCAUCGCCGAAUUCGGACUUUUCAUCGGAACCUCUACUGACUGGGGCUACGUGACUGUGCCUCAAAGAUAUGCGGCCAACAACACACUUCCCUACUGGGCGGGAAAAGCGCUGGGCGGAAGUACCGCCAUUAAUGGCAUGACAUAUCUACGCGCAGAGAAGGAUCAGAUCGAUGCUUGGCAAGAGUUGGGAAAUCAAGAGUGGAAUUGGGAUAGUAUGUGGAAGUACUAUCUCGCACAGGAAAACUUUCAGCCACCUACCGAAGAACUCAAGCAAAAGGGGGCAGUGUACGAGGGUGAUGCGCACGGAAAUGACGGCGACCUUGCUGUAGGAUUCACUCCAUAUCUUGUCGGUCAAGGUUUUGCCGAUUUGAUGAAAGAGACGUCAGAGGCGAUUGGAUUUUCUUAUAACCAAGAACCCAAUAACGGCCUCAUGCGUGGCUUCAACACCUGGCCCAUGACGUUGAGCGAGGAUGGACCAACACGUGAGGAUGCAGCAAGGGCCUUCUACUAUCCCGUCGCAUUUCGACCGAAUUUACGCGUCUUUCUCAACUCUACGGCAAAGAAAAUUUUCUGGGACAAGAGCAGGACUGAGACGGAUGAGGUACUUGCAUCUGGUGUCGAGUUCAUCACUGCGGAUAAUGUCACGAAAAGCAUACGUGCUGCCAAGGAAGUCGUCGUGGCAGCCGGUGCCAUCAAAUCACCGGCCUUUCUCGAACACUCUGGUGUGGGCAAUCCAGCUAUUCUCGGGCCCCUCGGCAUCCAAACAGUCGUCCCGCUAUGUUCAGUUGGCUCCAAUCUGCCGGAUCAGCCGCAGAACGGCAUCAUCUAUUCUUCAUCCACUAACUGGACCGGAUAUCCCACCUUUGUGACCUACUUGACGGCUUCCGACCUGUUUGGUGAAGACUUGGAUUCCAUUACCCAAGAGGUCAGAGCCAAUCUGAGCACAUACGCAGCAGCUAUUGUUGCCGACUAUGCAUCAGAUACGAUUUCAGUCGAGACGCAGCAGCAGCUCCUCAAGCAUCAAGUCGAUUUAAUCUUUGAUCCCGACAGCAAGAUCCCACUAGCUGAGCUUCUAUGGGCCCCGAUAGGAAACAAUAUAGCUGCCCAGCUCUGGAACCUAUUGCCUCUCUCUCGAGGCUCUAUUCACAUCAAUGCUACCGACCCCACGCUCCCCCCUCGAAUCGACCCUGCAUUCUUCCAGCUGCCAUUUGACGCUUACGUCCAGGCAGCCGCCGCAGUCCGCAUUCGUGAAUACUUUGCGACUGCGCCCCUCGCCGACCACAUCACCGAUGAAGUCUCGCCUGGUUUCGAAACCGUACCCCAAGGCGCAGGAUGGAGAGACAAAAGUUGGGAUGCCUGGAUCAAGAAAACUGUUAACGGCAACUCGCAUCCUGCGAGCACCUGCGCGAUGAUGAGCCGCGACCUGGGUGGUGUGCUGGAUUCCAACGGCAAGGUAUAUGGGACGCGAAACGUAAGAGUGGUGGAUGCCAGCGCCUUUCCUACGCAGAUAUCUGGCCAUCUAAGCGCAAGCGUGUAUGCGUUUGCGGGGAAGAUUGCUGAUGCAAUGAUCAAGCAAGGCUGGGCAAACUAG